Messenger RNA from Prunus armeniaca (apricot), 333 nucleotides. NCBI's taxonomy places the organism in Eukaryota, Viridiplantae, Streptophyta, Magnoliopsida, Rosales, Rosaceae. The record is from the annotation of a GenBank genome assembly.
AUGGUAUUCGCUCUUUCAGAUAUUUCAAAGAAUCACCAAGUGAGAAAGAAGUACACUAUUCAGCUGGGCGAGAACGAGCUCGUUCUCAAGGAAUUGGAUCUCCUGAGCGAAGACGCCAAUGUUUUCAAAUUGAUCGGUCCGGUUCUUGUGAAGCAGGAUUUGGCAGAGGCUAGGGCCAAUGUGCGCAAGAGAAUCGAAUACAUCUCUGCUGAACUGAAGCGGCUUGAUGCUACUCUUCAAGAUUUGGAAGAGAAGCAAAAUAGCAAGAAAGAAACGAUGUUAAAAUUACAACAGAGGGCUCAAUCUCUCCAGGCUGGAAAAGCAAAGGCAUAA